AUGGAGGAUAAUCAACAGAAGGACAUUCUGCGUAGAUAUAUCCGUUCGGUCCUGUUAUUUGAUCCAGCCAAUGUUGCCAUGGGUAUUCCUGCAUCUCCUGCCGCCAGCGAUACUCCAUUGACAUACGAUACGUUUGCGUCGAUUGUCAGCAGCUAUUACGACUACGAGCCCUCUUUAAUCGACUAUCUUGAAUCACCCACCAUGGAUAACUUUACCGAGGACGAGGAGGUGUAUAACGCUCUUGCCUAUACGCCUGCCAGUGCGAGGGGCCCAACUUCGACCUCAGACCGCAUCCCAGCUGAGACUUUUUCGAAGAUCACAGAGCCAUCUGAAGUAUUCGACCACUCGAUGAUCCCUAUCGUGAAUAUCAGCCCGGGGCUUUAUCACAGCGACUACGUGCGCGCUAUUCAAGGUGGUGCAUUUCCAAAUGCCCGUGUAGCAAAACUAUCGCUGUUGUCGUCUUUGAAGUAUACAAGAUUCAGAGAACCCUUUUAGAAAGUCAGAUCGUGAAAGGGAUGGAGAAUCAGAGGCAGGUGUCGUUCCAUGUUUGGAGGGACUUCAAUCAUUGCGCCCACUGGGACGAACCAGAGAGAUUUACUCGGUUACUCGCCGCUGUCAUUUGAUUAUACUGACAUCUUUGCGCGGCGUCCAUAUCCAAUACCACUUACGGAAACUCGUUAUAUGGGGAGUCGUUGUGGUUCAAUAUAUAUCUAUAUGAUGCACUCUGAG
Somion occarium is the source of this 729-nucleotide messenger RNA. Lineage: Eukaryota; Fungi; Basidiomycota; Agaricomycetes; Polyporales; Cerrenaceae. The record is from the annotation of a GenBank genome assembly.